GCCACGCCAACUGUCGCAGCAUAGGGGCCCCGUGACCUGCAUCGAGAUCAACAGCGAGUCGGAGGUCAUGGCGUCAGGGUCGCACGACAAGACGGUGAUCCUCUGGUGUCUGGAGUCGCUGACGGUGCUGAACGAGAUCAGCGUGCCCGCGGCCGUCACCCACAUGUCCGUGUCCGGCGGUGCGAUGUUCCUGCUGACGGCCUGCCUCGACAUGAUGGUGUACGUCCACAGCUUCACCACCGGCAGUCCUCUGCACUCGCUGCACAAUCAUCAAAGUCAGGUGACGUCUCUGGCGUCGUCGAAGGACGGUGCCAGCAGGGUGCUAGUGACCCACGUACAGCCUCUGACAGUGAAGCCGCGCGUUUACGUGUCGGACCGGAAAAAGAUCCCGGUGGAGCACCAAGCGGACAUCACUUGUGUGGACAUAUCAGCUGACGAAACUAUGGUCGUUACGGGCUCCUCCGACUCGCACCUGAAGGUGUGGCUGGCGCCAUCCGGUGACCUUCACGCGACCUUGGAGGGUCACACGGGUCCGGUGACGUGUGUGCAGUUCGCGCCGAACGGUCUGUACGCCGUCAGCGGCUCGCAAGACACUUCCAUCCGCGUCUGGGGACUCACGCUCAAUCUGGUGGUGGCCGCCUUCACAGACCACAUGACUCCGGUGGUGUCCGUAUGUGUGCUCUCGGACAGCAAGCGCACUCUGUCGGCGGACAAGGGCGGCGUGCUCAUGCUGUGGCAGGUGGAGACGGGCGUGGUGCUGCUGACCUGCCAGGGGCCCGGAGAGUUGAUCCGCGUGACUCCCGACCAGACCUACGCCAUCUCCGGCAACAGCGCUGGCCACCAGCUGUAUGUUUGGACGCUGAAUAAAAACGAAACCAAGAACACAAUCAGUCAUAAUGACGUCAUACGCUGCUUUGACGUCAGCAGCGACAGCUUGCACGUCAUCACAGGCUCCAAUGACGCAUCGCUCAAAGUGUGGACCAUCGCGGAGGGGCGUCUUACGCAGGUGCUGGUGGGGCACGAGGCGGCGGUGACCUGCGUCGCCUACCCAGCCUAUGUCAGCCACACGGCCGCCUCUGGAGGCGACGACUGUCUGGUCAUGGCCUGGGACGUGGACACUGGUCAGACCCGCCAGGUGAUCAGGGACCACGUGGCUCCUGUGACGGCGGUGUGCAUGACGGCCGACGCCGGACUGGUCAUCUCAGGCUCGUCGAACGGCUGCCUGUUUGUACACAGUGUGACCUCCGGACAGCGGGUGACCUCUGUGAACUUGCACGUGGCCGUGGCGGGUCUGUGUAUAUCCAAUGAUGCCGGAAAAAUAGCGGCCAGGCUUCAAAAUAGCAAGUACUUUGCGCUGCUGAGCUUCUUAAACGUGCCGCCGCUGGCGAGGCAGGUGCGUCCUCGCACCGUGGCGCAACCAAUCACAGAGGGCCGUCGCCCGUGCGAGCCGUCCAUGUCCCCGGCAGCUGGCCGCCGGCCGCCGCCGCACCGGCGCGCGCUGAAGAAGGGCAUCUCCCUCGACACGUACACCUGGCAGCGCAAGUACGGCGGUCUGCUCAGCAAAAUGGCACCGCUGUCCCCCGUCAAUGGCGAGAAACCCCGGAGGAAAAUGGGAGAAGAAGAACUCCGAAUGUGCCCCGAAGGUGGCACCAUUCACACCAGCCAGGCGUCACCACGGCGGACCGAGUCCCGAGAGCAGCUGGGUGGCCCGGAGAACGGCUCGACGCGUCUGAGCCAGCCUCCGGCCGUCGCCACCCCCAAAAAGCGGGAGCUGAGCCGGACCAACACGGCGCUGGUGCUGACGGUGAACCGGCGCGCUGAGGAGCCAGCGCCGGGCGACCCCUCGCCCUCGCCCAUGCCGGAGUCACUGCUGCGGCUGCGCCUGCUGGAGCUGGUCGACCUGCUCCACCGGCCCGGGCAGCGCUCCAAGUUCUGUUCGAUCCUGUGA
Molecule: messenger RNA, 1948 nt
Organism: Pollicipes pollicipes
Lineage: Eukaryota; Metazoa; Arthropoda; Thecostraca; Pollicipedomorpha; Pollicipedidae
Product: putative WD repeat-containing protein alr3466
Exons: 18
Coding region: 68-1948 (626 amino acids)
Molecular function (GO): protein binding
Source: RefSeq, a predicted model, not a curated record